GAGGUGAUCCUCUCUCGAUCCUCCUUGUGUUCACAAACCUACACCAUCUCUCUUUUCCUCCCUCUCUCUGUCUCUCUCUCUCUCUUAUCAUCAUCAUCAUCUCAAACCUCAGAAAGGGAAGAGUCCAUACGCACCCUUUUGCUCUUGUUUGUUCCUACACACACCCAAAUAGCUAAUUCUUAUUCUUAUCAUAGGACCAUCUGAGGACAAAGCACAGUGCAGUUGAUACACAUCAUAACAACUGUAGGCUUUGCGUGCGUGUUCGAGAAUAACUAUGGCUUCUCCUUCUGAACUAACCCUAGAGUGCAAGCCCCAGAGCUAUUCCAUGCUCCUGAAGUCGUUCGGCGACCACGCUGCGGACCAGACCCAGAAGCUCGAGGAGUUCCUCGCUCGCCUCGAGGAGGAGCGCCUCAAGAUCGACGCGUUCAAGCGCGAGCUCCCACUCUGCAUGCAGCUCCUCACCAAUGCUGUAGAAGUAUCAAAGCAACAGCUUCAAGCCUACAGAGCAAAUCAAGGACCAAGGCCAGUUCUUGAAGAAUUCAUACCAUUGAAAAAUUCAUCAUCUGAAGGCUCUGAGAAGACACCAAACCUAUCUGACAAGGCAAACUGGAUGACAUCUGCUCAAUUAUGGAGCCAAACAAGCAAUGAUAACCCCAACAAGCAACAGUCAUUGGCGCCUAAAGAAAUCGACAUCGGCUUCAACGUUAGCCCGAAGAUCGGUUGGGACAACAAACAGAGGAACGGAGGAGCCUUCCUUCCGUUCUCCAAGGAGCGCAACGGGUCAUGCCCAAGCCCAAGCUUGAGGGCUCUUCCCGAGCUCGCUCUUGGCUCGCCCGAGAAAGAGACGGAAGAUAAGAAGUAUCUGGAAGCUGAGAAUGCCAACGGUGUCUCGUGCGCGAGAAGAGACAGUUGCAGUAAAAUUGGCAAUGGUGUUCUGGUAAACGAAAUGGGAAAAGGAGUCGUGAGUUCCACAGAAGUGCAGAUUCCGGCGACAGCUAACGCUUCGACCAAUAAUUCGACGGCCGCAAAUGGCCAGACUCAUAGAAAGGCAAGGCGGUGCUGGUCGCCGGACUUGCAUCGAAGGUUUGUAAAUGCCCUACAGAUGCUUGGCGGCUCUCAAGUGGCCACCCCAAAGCAAAUCAGAGAGCUGAUGAAGGUUGACGGUUUGACUAAUGAUGAAGUUAAAAGCCAUCUCCAGAAAUACAGGCUUCACACCAGACGACCCAGCCCAAGCCCACAAGCAGCCGGCGCCGCCGGUCCGCAGCUGGUGGUCCUAGGUAGCAUCUGGGUACCGCCUGAUUACGCGACGGCUGCGGCCGCCGCCGCCGCACAUGGCGGCACUCCCCAACUGUAUGGCGCCCACCCGACUGGCCAUGCGUCGCCUCACUACUGCACGCCUCCUGCUAUGCCGCAGGAAUUCUACUCCACGGCAGCGGCCGUGGCGCACCACGAGGUGGUGCACCACCACCCCCUCCACGGCCACCACCACCAGAUUCAAUUGUACAAGGGGACUUCUCAUCCCCAACCACAAAGCUCGCCGGAGUCCGGGAUGAGGGGCGGCGGCGGGGAUGGCCAGUCGGAGAGCAUCGAGGACGGCAAGUCGGAGAGCAGCAGCUGGAAGGGCGACAGCGGCGAUCACGUCAACAACGGUGGAGAUCAAAGGAAGGGAUUGAUCACCAUGAGAGAUGACAACAACGAGGAGAGUAAUGGAAGUGAGAUUACUCUCAAGUUCUAUGACAAAUAAAAUUUUCAUGCUAGGAUUUUAGGGUUUUAGUUUUUUUUUUUAUGAAGAUUUUCUUUUGGUUUUUGAAUUUUUAUUGUUGUUUUUAUUAUUCUGAUUUUUAUGUGCAAAUAUCUAGAGAGGGUUAAAAAAGGGGGUGCAUAAUGGCAAAAAAGGGCAAGCUUGUCAUGUUUCCUCGAUAUGUUUCAUGUCCUUUUGGGAAGAAAAUAGAAAGAUUGUAUUUAUAUGGACGCUUUGGCAUUUUGUGUUA
This is a messenger RNA of Syzygium oleosum, 1991 nucleotides long. Its product is annotated as myb family transcription factor EFM. The record is from RefSeq and is a predicted model, not a curated record. Bases 275 to 1744 code for a protein of 489 amino acids. Gene Ontology annotation, molecular function: DNA-binding transcription factor activity; DNA binding. Gene Ontology annotation, biological process: regulation of DNA-templated transcription. The transcript is spliced from 4 exons. NCBI's taxonomy places the organism in Eukaryota, Viridiplantae, Streptophyta, Magnoliopsida, Myrtales, Myrtaceae.